CAUCAUCGUGCGAGAAAGGAGAAGGAGCCGUCGAGGGGUCGCUGAGCCGCUGCCGUCGCCGUCGCGUUCGUUUCUGUCACAGAAGCUUCCAUUUCCGUCACUUUCAUGUUGCGGAGAGAAAGAACUACGCAUGAGUCAGGGGCCAGGGAAAGGGAGCCACCGCCGUUGCAUCCUGGCUACGCCGCCGUUCAAUUCGUUGUUUCAUCAUGGCCAUGGAGAGGAACGUGAAUGGAAAAGGAAACAGGGAAGCUGCUACUUGGGAUUUGAGGAAAACGGCUCUGUUCUGCCUCGCCUCUAGGUUCUGCAAGUUGCCGGAGUCCUCAGCCGCUGGGAACCAGCACUGGAGCUACCCAGAAUCACUACUGCUGCUGCCAUGGGAGCUGGUAUUGGAACCACUGAUGGAGCUGCUGUGUUUAGUGAUUUUCGCGAGUUGUGACAUCGAGAUAUCAAGUGAAGAAGCUAUAGAAACUGCAAAGCAACUAAUGCUUAAAGAAGGCCUGUUUGUAAGUUCCCUAAUAAGAUGCAGAAGACGAGCGAGAAACUUUUUUGGUUGAUGAAGAUGAUGAAGACAAUGACGGGAAUGGGAAUGCCAUUGGUGAGUGGGGAUAUCUGUGCAAUUUAAACAGUUUUGGAAGUGGAGAGCAUCGCCACAAGGGUAGGACAAGUGAGGAGCAGAAGAACAAGGAUAGGACAAGUGAGGAGCAUCGACGGCUGCAGAUUCUCGAACCGAAAUCAAGGGUUGAUAUCGGU
Messenger RNA from Arachis stenosperma, 750 nucleotides. RefSeq lists its product as uncharacterized. NCBI's taxonomy places the organism in Eukaryota, Viridiplantae, Streptophyta, Magnoliopsida, Fabales, Fabaceae. Bases 207 to 554 code for a protein of 115 amino acids. The transcript has 3 exons. The record is from RefSeq and is a predicted model, not a curated record.